This is a messenger RNA of Tetrahymena thermophila SB210, 2076 nucleotides long. RefSeq lists its product as hypothetical. The record is from RefSeq and is a predicted model, not a curated record. The transcript has 9 exons. NCBI's taxonomy places the organism in Eukaryota, Ciliophora, Oligohymenophorea, Hymenostomatida, Tetrahymenidae.
AUGGAUAUUGAAUCCUUAAAUAUAAAUACUAGUUAAAAGAUACAAGACAUAUAAAAAAAUUAAAUCAAAAUUCGCUAAUUCUUAUGGUAGCAAAAAAAUAAUUCUCGAGCAGAUAAUAUUGUGGCUUAUAAGAAGUAUUUGUUUGUCUUAACCAAGUUUUAUGAAGGAGACAGGGUAGAGUUAUUAUAAAAUGAAUUUAAAAGGAAAGACAGCGGGUUAUUUAAUUUACAAUCCUUUUUAAAAUGCGAAAAUUUUGAAUUCACAUAUUUCAAAGAGUCAUUUAAUCUAGUUUAGCUUAUUUUUUUAGAGUUAAUAAAUGACUGUAUCUUAAAAAAAGAGCAAAACUUUAUCUAUUAAGACAGGAUUGAUUGCAGUGUUCUUAUAAUGAGUUUUAUUCUACUCAAUUAAUCAUCUUCGCUUACAUAUAAUGAUUUAAUUUAGCUAAAAAAUAUAAAAUCACCUUACUCAUUUUUUAUGGGAGUCAUAUGUUCUAAUUUAGAGAAGUUCAAGAAUGAAUAUGUCCCGAUUUUUGACGAAGGCUCUAUGAGUGUUUUAUAUAACUUGGUUAUUGAUAAUAUCGAGACUCUUCUAUUAAUAAAUGCAAUAGCUUAGAAGAAGAUUGAAAUGUUAGAAGGACAUUUAGAUAGCUUAAAGAUUUAAUUGGUAAAGACAAUAUAACAAAAAAUUGGUGAGGAAUUCUUAUAACAAUAUGUCUCAGAUAAUCAGCUAAUUUAAAAAAAUAAAGAUAUGAUUGCAAAGAUUGAAUAAAGGUAAGACUAGUUUUAUGCUCUUUUACUAGCUUAAAGUGAUGAAUUAGAUAUUAAAUCAAUUAGAGUAUGUGCCAGAUAUAAUAUUUAAGAUAUUGAUAUAUGCAUAAACAAGUUUUUGAAAAACAAUUUAAAUAAAAUUAGCUAAAAUUAAAUUCAACAAAUUGUUUUAGAUGAUAUGAAAUAAAACAAUUUCUAAGAGGGUGUAUAUAUGAUUUAUUUAUCUUUGAAAAUGUAAGAAGUAAAACAAGACAUUAUAUUCCUUUACCAACUACCUCUUUCCUAUUACUUUGACUAUCUCCUUAAUCAUCCGCACUAAUUUAAAUUCAUACACAAAGAAUUUAUAGUUUUAGUGACACAAUUCGCUCCUAUUUUAUGCUAAACUCAUCUUACUUUCAAAAAAAAUUCUAUUCUUAAAGGAUUACAGAUAGAUGAAUAAAUUCUUAAUAUGUAUAAUGAAAUGAUGAAUUUUUCACACUGUGAGUUUAAAAAGAUAAUAGAGAAUAAAAAACUAUGGUUUUAGCUUUUUGGAAUCAGCAUGGCUUAGGUUUCUGGUAUGACUCUAAAAUGGUUCGUAAAUGAAAGCAUUGGAUAGAGAAACAUUAAGCUAAGCGGCUGUAGCGAUCCAAUGCAUUUCUUACUGAUCAAAAAGAAAUAUUUUUAAAAUCAAGAUCAUCUAGAGUAGCUAUUGUGUUGCAUCGAAGUGAUGAUAAAAAGCUGGGAAAUAUACACAGAUGCGUACAGAAUAUCUAAUAAAGAAAAAUAAAUAAACUAUUCGUUUUAACUUAAUAUUUAAAUAACUUAAUUUUUAAUUGAGUGUCUAAGUAGAGAAAGUGAACAACCAACUAAAUGUGAUCUUUUAAUUUGUGAUUUUGUAAAUUAGUACGGGCUUUCAAAUGGAUCGAUUAUUGAUUAUAUUAUUUAAAAUGGUUUUUGUGAAGAAAAUAUAUGGAAAACAGUUUAAAAUAUCUAAUGGCUAUAAAUAGGCUUAGGGAGAUUUUAAAAAUUACUAGAAGAAUCGCCCAACCAAACCUUUAAUCUCAAAUUCUUAACGUGCUUGGUUUGCAAAUACAAAUCACUUUAAUCAUGCAAAAUAGCAGAAAGUAUAUUAGACUUAUUAUCUAAUAAGGUGAGUAUUGAAAUAGAUGGUAAAUGCGUAUUAGCAUAUAUUGAAUGUUUGAACUCUUUAAAGAAAAGUUACCCAGAACUUCGUAAUAAAACAGACCAAUGCCAAAUUUAGCUAAAAAAUAAAUAUUAGUCACCUGCGCUAAGCUAAUUCGCUCUUAGGCCUUAUUAAUAUGUCAUUUGA